AUGGAGUUCUUCAACACCGCCAAGGCCGUCAAGCUCCGCAGCCACCUCGACAAGUACCUCGUCGCCGACGACAACCAAGAGUCCGUGCGCCAGAGCCGAAACGGCGCCUCCCGAAAAGCCCGCUGGACAGUCGAACUCGUCGACAACAAAUCCCACGUCGUCCGCCUCAAGAGCUGUCACGGCCUCUACCUCUCCGCCGCCGACCACCCCUUCCUCCUUGGCAUGACAGGCAGAAAAGUGCUCCAGGCGGAAGCCGACAAGAGCAUGGACUUCAAGUUCGAGUGGGAACCCAUACGCGACGGCUUUCAGCUCAAGCUUCGGACGUGGUGCGGCAAGUACUUGCGCGCCAACGGUGGGCCGCCGCCAUGGAGGAACGCCGUCACUCACGACGAUCCUACCACGGCCUCCACCCAGAACUGGAUUUUGUGGGACGUCAUCCAAGCCGAGGUCCCGGCUUCGGAGUAUCUCACGGAUUUUUUACUGUCGCAGCAGUCGAGUUUCUCGUCGUUUUCUGAUGAGCUUAACGGGUCGGAGUACGGGUCGCCCGUUUCUGUUUUUUCGACAAAGUCGCCUAGGCUGCUGUCUCCGACACCGUCUUCAAAUAAACUCGCUAAGCAGACCAAUUCGAACAAGUUCAGAAUCGGCAUGAACCUCUUCCAAAACGCCAAGGCGGUGCGCCUCCGCAGCCAUCACGACAAGUACCUCCUAGCCGAGGAGGACGAAGAGUCCGUGACCCAAGACCGAAACGGGUCAUCCAAGAAGGCCCGAUGGACCGUCGAGUUCGUACCCGAAUCCGAUACCAUCAUCCGCCUCAAGAGCUGCUUCGGCAAGUACCUCACCGCCUCCAACCAGCCCUACCUGCUCGGCAUGACCGGCCGGAAAGUGCUCCAGACUCUGCCCCGGCGGCUCGACUCCUCGGUGGAGUGGGAGCCCAUCAGAGAAGGCACCCAGGUCCGGCUCCGGACCCGGUACGGCAACUUCCUCCGAGCCAAUGGAGGCCUGCCUCCGUGGCGCAACUCGGUGACCCACGACAUUCCUCACAGAACCGCCACUCAAGAUUGGGUUUUGUGGGAUGUGGAUAUCGUCGAGAUUCAUAUUCAGUCUCCGGUGCAUAAACCUUCGGCCCCACAGCCUCUUCCCCAUUCCGAUUCCCUGGAAUUCGAUUGCAGCUCCCCUUCUGCUCUUUCGAUGAAAUCCGACCAUUUUUCCAGACAAGAGUCGAGUGAUUCUUAUGCGGAGUCGCCGCCAAAGUCUGAGGGGAGGAUGAUAUAUUACCAUAUAGCUGAAGAUAAUGGUGAUGUGGACGAUGAAGCAGCGCAGGGUUACUCUAUGACCUUCAAAGGAAAUGGGGUUGAUGAGUUGACUCGUAAACUGGAGGAAGAGACAGGAAUUGAGGGUCUCAUUGUGUGUGCUCGAAGCCCUUUGAAUCGCCAGCUCUUUCCCCUUCGCUUGCAGCUUCCCCCAAACAAUGUCACUAUGCAGGUUGUUCUGGUGCUGUCAAGUUCAAAAGUUGGGCAAUCUCUUGCGAAACAAGGUUUAUUAUAG
Prunus armeniaca (apricot) is the source of this 1545-nucleotide messenger RNA. The record is from the annotation of a GenBank genome assembly. NCBI's taxonomy places the organism in Eukaryota, Viridiplantae, Streptophyta, Magnoliopsida, Rosales, Rosaceae.